This is a messenger RNA of Lodderomyces elongisporus, 1017 nucleotides long. It is a transcript of the gene MRPL40, whose product is annotated as mitochondrial 54S ribosomal protein uL24m. Gene Ontology annotation, biological process: translation. The transcript has a single exon. Gene Ontology annotation, cellular component: ribosome; mitochondrion. Gene Ontology annotation, molecular function: structural constituent of ribosome. Lineage: Eukaryota; Fungi; Ascomycota; Pichiomycetes; Serinales; Debaryomycetaceae. Bases 1 to 1017 code for a protein of 338 amino acids. The record is from RefSeq and is a predicted model, not a curated record.
AUGUCUUGGACAACGGGGAAAUCACGUUAUGUGAAGGAUGUUUCAAAGCUACCUAAAUAUUUGCAGAAGCAAUUUGCCAAAGAGCAGGACAAAGUAGCUUUGCCUGGUUUCAAAGGCUUUUACCCAGAUCUAGUGCCUAGAAGAGAUCAAAAGUCUAGAUUUGAAGCAGGUAUAAUGGAGGGAGAUAUGGCUUAUGUCACAGAGGGACCUCAUAAAGGCAAAGUUCUUGAAGUGUUGGCUUACAGUCCGCAAUACGACACUGUUUCCUUGGCGAAUGUUACCUCAAAGAAAUUGAUUCCUAAACCGUUCUGGCCUGAAGGUCAAACCUCGCACGUUUUUGAUUUUCCUGACUUUAUUCCUAGAAAACAAGUUAGAGUUGUUGGUAAGGAAAAAGAUGACGAAGGAAAAAUAUCUUAUGUUGUUGCAGAAGAGGUGGAAAUGGGUGAAAAAUAUUUUGACGAAAGGUUUAAUCAAUGGGUACCUCGUAGAUACAUCAAGCACCACGACUAUGAAUUACCUUGGCCACAACCACAGAAAGUAGAGGAUGGUGAGUUGUCAACCUCUCCAGAAGUUAUGAGGGAGAAGACUUUUGAAUUUAACACGAUUGGAAAAUCAACGAUACCAAAAUCAUUAGUCAACGAAUUGAGAAAUCCAUACAGUAAAUACAAGAGAAGAACGCUUGAUGGUCUACAAGUUGCCAAGCUUAAUGGUCCUGAAAUGCCAUUAACUACAGAGCAAAAAAUCUGGUUGGCCAAAGAAGCUGAAAAGCCAAAGAAAACCUUACAACCAUUGUCGGAAGAGGUUCAAGAUUUUAUUGGUUCGAAGAUGGCUGAGCAUAUGAAUAAGAUUAAGAGUCCAGAGUUGCGUAUGCAUUUGGAAGAAUUGUCAAAGAUGAAGACUCGUGGAUAUGAGGAGACAAUGUCUGCUAUUAACGGAGAAGUAGACAAAAUUGGUUCCAAUACCGAUUUUGGAAUUGCGCUGGCUACCGAAGUAAAAACCAAAGAGCAACAAAUCUAA